CCCUGCUUCGGGUUUGCUCUCCCAUCGGUCUUGCCCGGCCAAGCUGCUCUCGCAGAGUCACCAGCCUGCACCCCGCAGCCCAGACGACCGCACCUUGCUGCCUUCCGCGACCUAUCCAGAGCAGAUAGCGAGCCGUUGGUCUGCCACCCUGUCCAUCAUUCCUUUGUGAGCCACACCAACGCUCUCCAUGGCCCGCAAGCGCCACCUGAAGCUGCCCGAAUCUGAGUCCGAGCCGGAGGAUGACGCCGUGCCGGCCUCGCUGCCGGCCAGAGUCAAGCCCGAGCCCGAAGCCAGCUCCGGAGGCGACAUUGUCAAGAAAGAAAAGCGCCGCAAGGCGGCAUCGACGCCAGCGCCAGCUGAGCAGCGGGCCAUCAUCCAGAGCUCCCGCACGGACCGAUCGGCCAAAUCGCCCUACAACCAGGACAGGUUCUUGGACGGAUCGAUCGUGCGGAUCAAGCUCAAAUGUUUCCUUACCUACGACCUGGUCGAGUUCUUCCCUGGACCUGAUCUCAACAUGGUUAUCGGCCCAAACGGCGCUGGCAAGAGCACGAUCGUUUGCGCCCUCGCACUGGGACUUGCAGGGAAGCCUGAGGUACUGGGCCGAGCCAAGGAGCUGCACGAGUUCAUCAAGCAUGGCCACGAGAAAGCUGAGAUCGAGAUUGAGCUGCGGUCUCGAAGACGGGGCAACGUCACCAUCACCCGCCUUUUCAAGAAGAUCGAGAAGGGCAGCUCGGGCCAGGUCUCGACCCAAACCACUUGGAAGAUCAAUGGAUCGGUUGUCACUCCCAAGGUCGUUGAGGAGACAGUCUUGUCGUUCAAGAUCCAGGUCGACAAUCUAUGCCAAUUCUUGCCCCAGGACAAGGUUUGCGAGUUUGCCAAGAUGAACUCGUCCCAGCUUCUGCAGGAGACUGAGCGGGCCGCUGGAGACCCACGACUGUUCGAGUGGCAUCAGCAGCUCAUCAACCUCAAGAACGAAGAGCGGUCUUUUGGUGUGACGGUCUCGCAAGACCAAGCAAAUCUCGAUGCCCUGAAGAGCAAGAAUGCCACGAUCGAAGCCGAUGUUCACCGAUUCGAGCAGCGCGAACAGGUUUUGGAUGAGGUCAGCAGGGUCGAGUAUCUCCUCGCUCACAGCGCCAUGGAGGCGGCCGCACAGGUCUACCAAAGCAAAAGAUCCCAGCUGAGCGGCCUCGAGACCCACCAACAGGAGACCCAGAACGAGCUCACGGCGACCGAAGCCGAGUUUACCGCAGCCAAGGACAAAAACGACCAAUCCCGGCGCACGGACAACUCCAAGCGAACCGAGUACGACCGGCUUGUGUCGUCCAUGCAAGAGUCGCUCGAGGCUUUCGGUACGGCCACGGCCGACUACGAAGCCUCCAAGAAAAACGUCGAGGGUGUCAAGCGCAAAGAGCAGGAGCGCAAAAAGCGGCGAAAAGAGCUCGAGCUUUCUGUCCAGCGGUCGGAGGCCAAGGUGCACGAAGCACGCGAGGCGUUUCUCGAAGUGGGCUACUCGCCCAGUGGUGAUGAGCCGCCAAAGAUGCAGGAGCUUGCCCGCGAAAUCGACGAGAUCAAUACGGAGCUGAGAGAGAACUUCAAGGACGUCCAAAGCAUCGGCAACGAGAUGGCGCUGAUCGAUGCCGACUCUGAUCGGAUCCGCAAGGCUCGCGAGGAAAUGCAGCGCAAACUCGACGACAUGGACAGCAUCCAGAACCGCAAGAUCCAGAUCAUCGAGAACGACGACUAUCUCGUCCACGUCCGGCGCACGAUCGACUGGCUAAAGCACAAUCAGUCCAAGUUCCGGUCCAAGAUCUUUCUGCCCAUCAUCCUCGAAGUUCAGGCUACGCAGCCCGAGUACGCGCAAAUCAUCGAGGCUGCCAUUGGGCGGUAUAGCUUGACCUUUGUGGCCCUCAACACCGAUGACUACCGCAAGUUUAGUGGUGAAGUCAACGACCAGCACCACUGGCGUGUCGACUCGCUGAAUGCGCAGAGCGUCCUUGACCGCGACUACAGCCCCACGGUUCCUGUAGAGGAGAUUCGCUCCCUCGGAUUCGAUGGCUAUCUGAUCGACUACAUCCAGGGGCCGCCGGAAAUCAUCCAGGCAUUGUGUCAUCUCUCCAACAUCCAUCGGAUGCCCGUCAGCUUGUCUGCAAACAGCGUCGAUCACGAGCGGGUCCAGAACCACAAGGGUAUUCCACGCUACAUUGCCGGUGAUAUGACGUACCACACGCGCUUUGCUUACGGCCAGUCGACAACAGCCGUAAGCCAGCUUCGUCCAGCCAAGUAUCUGAUUCACUCGGUCGAUACGAACCAAAAGGCCGAGAUCAAGAGGAAAAUGGACGAGCUGAUCGAUUCGCUGCAGACCAACAGCUCCAAGAUGCAGCAGCUUGGCGCAAAGGAAUCCAAGUUGCGCAAGAAGGACGAAACCCUCAAGAACGACCAGAAACUCAAAUGGGCCGAGCGCCGACGGAUCGAGAGCGUCAAGUCCGCGUACGAACAUGCCAAACUGAGGCUUGAAUCUGAUGAAACGUCGUUGGAGCAUCUGAAUCAGCAGCGAUCGGAUCAGUCCAAAAAGCUCAAAGAUCUCGAGCGGCGGAUAUUCGAGGCAGCCAAGCAAAAAGCCAAGGCGUCGCUUCGGCUACAGAUUGCGACAAAGAAAUGCAACGAAGGCUCUACCAAGCUGAUCGAAUCGUCUCUGGGGAUGCUGUAUGCGGCAUCAAACUUCCAGAAUGUGAAGAAUCGACUCGAGGAGGCCCGGGUUGCAUGUCGAGACGCUACGAAUCAACUGCUUCAAGCCAAGGAGUCUUUGAAAGAGUUUAAGCGGGCAGCUCAAGAGAAGCGCGAUGCCUUCAGGAGCGUUGCUCAGAAGCGGAAGCUUACGCAGGAAGAGUUGGAUGCCGUGCGAGAGAAAUACCGUGAUAUGCCUCUGGAAUCUCUGGAGCUCAAAGUGAACGAGCUCAAUGCCCUUGCCGAGAUGGUCCACGUCGAUCAGCGGGUCAUCAACGAGUUCAAUCAGCGCAAGCAGGAGAUUGAUCGCCUCCAGGCCAAGCUUGACUCCAGCACAUCGCGACAGCACGACAUGAUUCAAGGCAUCGAUGACAUUCACAAUGAGUGGUUCCCGAAGCUGGAGGCUCUCAUCACCAAGAUCAGCCAGACGUUCUCAGACUCGUUCCUUGAAAUCGGAUGCGUCGGCGAAGUCAGGAUUCGCAAGGAAGAGGAUUACAGCAAGUGGGGAGUCGAGAUCCUGGUCAAGUUUCGAGACACCGAAAAGCUGCAAGUGCUGACCGGGUUCCGGCAAUCUGGUGGUGAGCGCAGCGUGUCCACCAUUCUCUAUUUGAUGGCGCUGCAGGGCCUGUCGACGAGCCCGUUCCGGGUCGUUGACGAGAUCAACCAGGGCAUGGACCCGCGCAACGAGAGAAUGAUCCAUCGCCAGAUGGUCAAUGUGGCCUGCCGCGACGGUGCCUCGCAGCAAUUCCUUAUCACUCCCAAGCUCCUACCCGACCUCGACUACCACCCGCGGAUGACCGUCUUGUGCAUCUACAACGGCGAGUGGCAGGAGGAUCGCUUCGACAUCCACGAGUACAUCCGCAAGGCACGCAGGGGGCGAUAGCUGCUGUCGACACUGCAGCAUCUGUCCGAUCUGGUCUCGCCUCGUCCCGUUGCCGAGCUGCUGGAGUGGUGGCUUUUGCAUCGCUGCGUCAAUAGAUCGAACUCUGU
Molecule: messenger RNA, 3714 nt
Organism: Polychytrium aggregatum
Lineage: Eukaryota; Fungi; Chytridiomycota; Chytridiomycetes; Polychytriales
Exons: 21
Coding region: 188-3607 (1139 amino acids)
Biological process (GO): double-strand break repair via homologous recombination
Cellular component (GO): Smc5-Smc6 complex
Molecular function (GO): ATP hydrolysis activity; ATP binding
Source: RefSeq, a predicted model, not a curated record